This is a messenger RNA of Camelus dromedarius (Arabian camel), 1034 nucleotides long. Its product is annotated as zinc finger protein 350. NCBI's taxonomy places the organism in Eukaryota, Metazoa, Chordata, Mammalia, Artiodactyla, Camelidae. The coding region runs from base 269 to 520 and encodes 83 amino acids. Gene Ontology annotation, biological process: regulation of DNA-templated transcription. The transcript is spliced from 5 exons. The record is from RefSeq and is a predicted model, not a curated record.
UAGACGAAAAAUCCAGGCGACGGGUCCAGAAGUAGAAACAGUUCGCGAAAGUGUUCUGUUUAGGCGCUGCUUACAGGCUGGAGAACGUCAGGUCCUGCCUCCCCAGGAGCAAAAGCAUCAGUUGAAGGAGGAAGUUACAGGAUUUAGUAUCAGCAUUUCGGAGGACACGCUUGACUGAAGACGUUUCAAAACAGAAAUUCAGAGCAGAUCCAGAAGACACAAGGACAGAGCCUGCCCAUUGCCAGGUAUUUUCGGAGAACGGAAGAAAAUGAUCCAGGCCCAGGAAUCCCUGACAUUUGGUGAUGUGGCCGUGGACUUCACGUGGGAGGAGUGGCAGCUCCUGGUUCCUGCCCAGAAGGCCCUGUACCGGGACGUGAUGCUGGAGAACUACAGCCACCUGGUGUCCGUGGGUUAUCAAGCCAGCGCCCCAGGUGUACUUUCCAAGUUGGACCAAGUACGACCAUGGAUGAUGGAAGACGAAGUCCACUGCCGAGCCAGUUCAGGUGUGGCUUCUGCAUAAGUGACUCAUCUUGUGGCAGCUCUCCUGAGUUCCUGGUGACUGUCGGGGCCUCGGAUCAUCUUCCCUCCCGGGAAACCCAUAAUCAUAACUUUUUCCUGCUUCAAAUUAAUUCCUUGGUGUAUUUGCUGAUUUUGAACUUUCUUCUCUUUUGUUGUAGACAUUACCAUUGUAUUCACAUCCUUAAAAUUCUCAUUUUUCUUCCUGUUGUAUUCUGAUGACAUUUAGCCCCAGCUAACCAUGUUACCUUUCAAUUAAAGUUCUUGUUUCCAUGACUUCUAUGAUGUGAUAUGGUCUUGCUCACCAAGAUAUGGAUUUCCAUUUUAUUUCCUAAAUUCUCCCCGCUGUGUUCCACACAUGUAAUUGUUUCUUUGAUUCAUUCCUUACAUUGUUUGAUAGCCUGGUAUAUGCCGGAGUAAGGACAGUCAAAAAAAAGCAUACAGACUGAUCAUGAGCUUUCAGUCUAACAGAAGAGAGUCAAGAAAUUAAUCAACGGACUCACAGACAUAGAAAACAA